Messenger RNA from Magallana angulata, 1710 nucleotides. Its product is annotated as interferon-induced protein 44-like. The coding region runs from base 15 to 1541 and encodes 508 amino acids. Lineage: Eukaryota; Metazoa; Mollusca; Bivalvia; Ostreida; Ostreidae. The transcript is spliced from 7 exons. Gene Ontology annotation, molecular function: GTP binding. The record is from RefSeq and is a predicted model, not a curated record.
UAGAUACAACCUUAAUGGAUUCCUUUGGAAAAUCCGGCAGGUCAACAGAACUCCUGACUGAAGACGACAGAGCUCAGUUUUCUUCGUGGAUCGGUCAGAGAUCACGUUGUGAGUUGCUGUACAAAAUUAGCAGGGAUGGUUGUAGUUCUAAAACUUUUCAUCAACUCUGUGAUGGAAAAGGUCCCACCGUCACUAUCCUAUACAACACAGAUAACACCGCUUAUGGAGGGUACCUGUCUCAGAGUUGGGCGUCAUCUGGAACCCACAUCAAAGACCUAGAGAGUUUUUUGUUUACUUUAUCCUAUAAUGGCGUCCAAAAUAGAAGAAAAUUCCCAGUAACCAAUCCUAAAAAGGCAGCUUUUGGACACGUAUAUUUCGGACCAACUUUUGGAGUUGUUAAUGAGUCAAAUUGGUUUGAAAGGGAACUCUCAAAGUUUCCAUCAAAAUUACUUUUGGAAAAUUCAUCUGAUCUGACAACUUUUAGAGACACGGUCACUGCAUCACGAGACAAGGGCAGCGACACUUAUUUCUUCAAUCUGAACGGACGAUCAGAUUUUGGUUUGGCUUACCAAAAACCAACAGUUAAUAUGAAUGCAAUCAACAAUGGUCACAUGUGUGUCUUUGAUCUAGAAGUGUAUUUAGUUAAAGUCGAUGAACAGAUGCCAAGUUUGAAAGGGCCUGAUUUAACAGUCAUAUUAUCUAAACCAUGGAGACAGCCACCUCUAUGGAAUGAACAGAAUUUGCAGUGUUUGAAAGACUUUGUCUCCAGUUACAAGCCUUUACCUGAUAUGAAGAUCUCAGAGGUCAAUAUUUUACUGGUAGGACAGAUCAACGCUGGAAAGUCUAGUUUUUUCAACUCUUUGAAUUCUAUUUUCCGAGGGGAAAUUUCUUCACGUGCGUGCGCCGGUACUUCACCCCACAGUCUUACAACAAAUCUUCGAAAAUACAGAAUUCGGAACCGUGAAACAGAAAGCUAUCUGAAUUUCCGUCUUUGUGACACCCGUGGAUUGGAGGAAGAAAUGUCCAUGCAUCUACAGGACAUGGCGCUUCUUCUGGAUGGACAUUUAUCAGACCAGUACAAAUUCAACCCAAUGGCGCAUGCUACCCAACGAGAUCCGGGAUUUGUCCUUAACGCGACGUUUCAGGACAAGAUUCACUGUGUUGCUUUUGUAGUGGACGCCAGUUCAAUUGACGUCCUUCAAGCAAACGUUUCACAGAAACUGCUUCAUUUUCGUUCCUUGAUAGUAGAAAGGGGAAUUCCAAAUGUAGUUUAUCUGACAAAACUAGACAAGGUGUGUCCAGUUGUUGACGAAGAUGUUCGAAGAGUCUAUCACAGCCAAGCCUGCAAACAAGCCCUAGAAACUGCGGCUGACGUAAUAGGAAUUCCUCGUGGUCACGUGUUUCCUGUCAAAAAUUAUGAAAAAGAGAGCCAACUGCAAACAAAUAUCAGUAUUCUGGCACUGACUGCAAUGAGACAGACUCUAGUGUUUGCAGAUGAUUACUUGGAGGACAAAUAUGAACUCAGCCAAUCCCAACAGUAAAUCUGUUAUUGAUAACAGAAGUUCAAAACUUACACUUACACAAAGCAUUUCAAAUAUGAAAUGGCAUUUGCAAACAUCAAAUAAAUAUAUAAUUUUUUUUAUCAAUAACAUUUGAUGCUGUUUUUGAUCAUUAAUAAGGUUUUGAGAUUCUGUAUAACAUGAGUCUUUU